Molecule: messenger RNA, 1362 nt
Organism: Trichoderma aggressivum f. europaeum
Lineage: Eukaryota; Fungi; Ascomycota; Sordariomycetes; Hypocreales; Hypocreaceae
Exons: 2
Coding region: 1-1362 (453 amino acids)
Biological process (GO): inositol phosphoceramide metabolic process; sphingolipid biosynthetic process
Cellular component (GO): inositol phosphoceramide synthase complex
Molecular function (GO): inositol phosphoceramide synthase activity
Source: RefSeq, a predicted model, not a curated record
AUGAUGGAUCUUGGAUCGGGAAAGCCCAAGUUGCCGGCGCUGCUGACGGAGCACGUCAACUUGGCUUUCCUCAACCGCCUUCCCGCCCGCUACGUUCGCCGGCGCCCCCGGGCAAAGUCCAACACGACGCAUCGCGGCGAGGACAUCACGAGCCUGCAGACCUCGUUCAACUUCUGGGACGGCUUGCGAGACCUGCAGAAGCACCAAUGGCGUCUUGCCGACCUGCAAUACGUCGUCCUGGCUGGGCUGACGCUCUUCUCGCUCUACAUGGCUCCUCCGGCUCCGGCCCUCAAGCUGUUUGCCCUCAUGGGCGCCGCGUGGGUUCUCUCCAUGCCGGCCACCCGCCAGUUCUUCCUCCCGUCGCUUCCCAUCUGGGUCUGGCUGCUUUACUUUUUCACUAGUCGAUUUAUCCCUACCGAGUAUCGUCCUCAUAUUUGGGUUCGAAUCUUGCCCGCCCUGGAAAACGUUCUCUACGGCGCCAACCUGUCCAACAUUCUCUCGGCCCACAAGCACCCUAUCCUGGAUAUUCUGGCUUGGCUUCCCUACGGCAUCAUGCACUUCGGAGCGCCUGCAGUGUGCUCUCUAAUCAUCUUCAUCUUCUCCGCUCCUGGUACCACCCCCGUCUUCGCCCGUGCCUUUGGCUGGAUGAGCAUUCUUGGCGUUACUAUUCAGCUCAUCUUCCCCUGCACGCCGCCGUGGUAUGAGAACGAACAUGGACUUGUCCCUGCUGCUUACGGCAUGCCCGGAUCACCCGCUGGAUUGGCUCGUGUCGACGCGAUUUUCGGCAUUGACCUGUACACGACCAACUUCACCAAUGCCCCGCUUCCAUUUGGCGCAUUCCCCUCUCUCCACGCUGCGAAUGCUGUCCUUGAGGCCUUGUUCAUGAGCCACUGCUUCCCCCAGUUCAAGUUCUUCUUUGCUGCUUACGCUGGCUGGGUCUGGUGGGCGACCAUGUACCUGAGCCACCACUAUGCCAUCGACCUGGUGACUGGUGGUCUCAUUGCUGCCGCCUUUUACUACUCUUCUCGCGCUAGGUGGCUGCCCCAACGCCAGACCGACAAGCUGACACGAUGGGAAUACGAGUUUGUCGAGACUGGCGACCACCACAAGGUGGCAGACGAAGAGUCUGGCCAAUACUUUAGCUUGGGCUUCAUCGACCACCGCCGUGCCAACUCUAGCGACGGAUGGACUGUUGCCAGCAGCUCCAGCUGCAGCUCCAGCAGUGGCACUCUCAGCCCCACUGCCUCAGAAGCCUCAAUCCCCGGAAUGCUGGUCAUGGACUUGACUAGCGACGGGCAGGCCUGGGAUGGCCAGAUCCCACCCAGAGACGUUGAUUUGAGCGAAGUUGUUGUAUCGCGGUAA